AUGGGUCGAGAAGUGGAAAACCUCAUCAAGGAAAACAUGGAAUUGCUUGAUAUGAAAAAUGCUUUGAAUAUUGUCAAGAAUGAUCUCAUUGCUCGAGUUGACGAAUUGAGCAGUGAAAAUGCUAUCCUUCGUGAUGAGGUGCAUAGUUUCGAAAUGGUACGGGUAAAAAUGGGUGAUAACAUAGCAAAACUCGAGGAAGAAUUGAAAACAGUCAAGCAAAAGUUGGCCGAAAAGGAGGCUGAAGAAGAAGAAGAGGUUCCGCUGGCUCAGAGAAAGAGGUUCACUCGAAUGGAGAUGCAGAGGGUACUUAUU
Molecule: messenger RNA, 312 nt
Organism: Strongylus vulgaris
Lineage: Eukaryota; Metazoa; Nematoda; Chromadorea; Rhabditida; Strongylidae
Source: the annotation of a GenBank genome assembly